Habropoda laboriosa is the source of this 922-nucleotide messenger RNA. RefSeq names its product CD63 antigen-like. The transcript is spliced from 6 exons. The record is from RefSeq and is a predicted model, not a curated record. NCBI's taxonomy places the organism in Eukaryota, Metazoa, Arthropoda, Insecta, Hymenoptera, Apidae. Bases 177 to 902 code for a protein of 241 amino acids. Gene Ontology annotation, cellular component: membrane.
UGAUGAAAAUACGACUAUUCCUUGCUGAACUGUUGAAAUGUGUACAACUUAUGCGUAAUUUCAAAACAAUUCUAUAAACAACGCACAUAGCCCUCCUUUUGUUUGCUUGCACUAAAAUUAACGAUUUUUAUAAUCUAUCUUGUUCUUUUUGAAAUCAGUGAAUAGUGAGUGUAAAAAUGGUGUCCGGCGGAAUGACUUGCGUCAAAUACAUGACGUUUAUCUUUAACUUAAUAUUCGCAAUCACAGGAAUUGUCUUUAUUGCAGUUGGUACUGUAAUCCUUGUAGUUUACGGUGGCUACAAUAAUUUUAUGGACAAUUGGUUUUUUGCGGCACCAAUAUUGAUGAUUGUAGUAGGUGGCAUUGUGUUUAUUGUAUCAUUCUUUGGAUGUUGUGGUGCUAUCAAAGAAAACCAUUGCAUGAUAAUAACGUUUUCUGUAUUACUCCUUUUAAUCUUUGCACUCGAACUUGGUGCUGGUAUUGCUGGAUACAUGAUGAGAGGAGAAGUCCAUGCAAUGGUAGAAAAUCGAUUAAAUAGUACUAUGGAAAAGUAUUCAACGAAUGAUGAUAUACGCCGAUCCUGGGAUAUUAUGCAGCAUGAUUUACAAUGUUGCGGAAUGCAUAGUGCAUCUGAUUGGACUCAUAUUGGAUUCCCAGAAAAUACUGUACCAGUUUCUUGCUGUAAAGAAGUACCAGAAGGAAGUACAUGUGACACAAAUUCAGUUCAUAUAUAUACAAGUGAUUGUAUGAGUAAUCUUCAAGCUGCUAUUGAACGUAAUGCUUUGAUUUUGGGAGGGGUAGGCAUUGGCAUUGCUAUUGUUCAGUUAAUUGGAAUAAUCUUUGCAUGCUGUUUGGCACGUUCAGUUCGGCGCGAGUAUGAGACUGUCGAGACUGCAGCGCAUUGAUUCGACACCCAUUAGGAGGC